Pipistrellus kuhlii (Kuhl's pipistrelle) is the source of this 750-nucleotide messenger RNA. RefSeq names its product cytochrome c oxidase assembly protein COX19. Lineage: Eukaryota; Metazoa; Chordata; Mammalia; Chiroptera; Vespertilionidae. The record is from RefSeq and is a predicted model, not a curated record. The transcript has 3 exons. The coding region runs from base 137 to 406 and encodes 89 amino acids. Gene Ontology annotation, biological process: mitochondrial respiratory chain complex IV assembly. Gene Ontology annotation, cellular component: mitochondrial intermembrane space.
GGGGCCUGGCGGGGUGGGCGAGGCCUUGUUGCCGAGGCCGCUCCGCGCGCUCGGCGCUCCCUAGGGGUGCGCUCGGCGCUCGGCCGGCGGCCUGCGUAGUGCGUGCGUCGCCCUCGGAGGCUCCGGCGCCACCAUCAUGUCUACGGCCAUGAACUUCGGGUCCAAGAGCUUCCAGCCGCGGCCGCCGGACAAGGGCAGCUUCCCGCUGGACCACUUCGGUGAAUGCAAACGCUUCCAGGAGAAGUUCAUGAAGUGCCUCCGCGAUAACCAGUUCGAAAACGCCUUGUGCCGACACGAGUCCAAAGACUAUUUAGAAUGCCGGAUGCAGAGGCAACUGAUGGCACAAGAACCACUGGAGAAGCUGGGGUUUGGAGACUUGGUGGAUGGAAAGGCAGACAAACACUGAAUCCUCCUGGAAGACCACCGGCGGGCGUCUGGGGCGGAGCCGGGGCGCUGACCUGUCACCCUGAGGGUCACGCGGUGUGACUGAGGGUGUGACAGAAGGGCUUCCGAUCACUCGGCGGGCGGGGCUCACAGCGGGAAGGGCUCCUCCCUCAGCCUCCCAGGUCGCAGAGAGGAUCCCCCACCCCACCCCACCCCGAGUGAGCUGUCUGAAACGCUGGGAGGCCGUCUGGGAGUGGACACUGGGCCGCAUCUUGUAACAAUGGACAUUUGUGAAUUUCAGAAAACUUCCCUGGAAAAGUGGUUUUCUUACCCUUUUUUAUAAAACAAAACAACGAAAAAGUAGAA